Molecule: messenger RNA, 1416 nt
Organism: Bombyx mandarina (wild silkworm)
Lineage: Eukaryota; Metazoa; Arthropoda; Insecta; Lepidoptera; Bombycidae
Source: RefSeq, a predicted model, not a curated record
GACAGGGAGCAGGGAGUAGAAAUAAAUUGCAAAAAAUUGAGUCAUAAGUCAAACGACUCAAUAAAUCUUAUGACGUAAAAUAUAUUAUUCAUUAACAAAAUGUUUUCAUCGUUUUUCGGAAAAAGGAGAUCAUCACCAGUUGAAGACGAGACACCGCCGAUACCUGGCCCGAAGUCCGACGAUGGAUUUGUCGUCGUUGAUCCUACGUCUCCAAGAGGUAGUAUUUACCCCAGUGUUGGGCCUGGAUCAAGUCCGUAUCCUCAAAGACCUGCCCCAGCCGCACCUCUGCCUAGGCCCAGAGCCGAGCAACCGUUUCACUAUCUUCAAGGAGUCCCAUUUUCGAUGUCAAAGGAACUACAAAUGUCUGCUAACAAGGAUUCUUACGCGCGAGAAAUUAGUGAUCUCCUAGCUUUCCUAACUAACAAAAUCACAAUGAACAAUUAUGAAUAUGAUUUCUCUGUUGAAAGAAGUGUUAUAAAAGAGUGCUAACGAACAGUGGAAAUAAUAACAUUUUGUGAUAAUUAAUACAAUUUAUCCUCAAACAUGUACUUUAUUGGUGUAGUUGAUUCAAUCUACAGAUAAAUAAUGUAUCCAUCCACAAAGAAAACCAUUACAAUCAUUGGCAACAUAUGGCACACCUGAUGGUAUAUGGCUAUUGCCUAUCAUUUCUGUUUAAACAUCUUGAAGGAGAUAUUGUUCAGUAGGCACCAUGAAGAUAAUUUAAUUGUAAAGCCUGAUGAACAAAAUGAUCUCAAAAGUGCUUUGGAUGUUUGCAGUGGUUGUGAUGAAAUUUGUUUGCUACCAAGUGUUAUGAUACUAUAUUUUGUAUCAUAACACUUGUUUCCAACAAGAUUUUUCCUAAUUUUUUAUUUUUUCAAGGAAAAAUCUUGAAAAUUUCAUCAUACUUAUCAUCUAAUUUAGCUGUUCAGCUUAAAAUUUUAGAACUUCAUCACUUAACAGUCUGUAAAAUAUUAUGUUAAAAAACCAUGAUGUAGCUAUGUAUGUAUGUAAGUUUGACUUUAUGAAUUGAUGAAAUCAAGCAUUACAAGAGAUAUUUUUUAAUUUACCAACAUUCUGCAAACAUUGUAAUAUAAUAUAAUUAAUUAUUUAAAAACAAGGAUUUAUCCUUAUAUUAUCUUUAGACUUUGUAUUCAAACUUUAUAAUUAUCUGAAGUAUCUUCGUACUAGUUCUGAAAUAAAAUAAGAAUAUGAUAAUUAUUGUAAGUAUUUAUUUUUCUUCUAUUUAAAUUUAAUUUUAAUAACUAUAAAGUAAUUAUAUAAUUGAUAUAAUAGUUAAUAUCUGCAACCUGACUUAUAUCAUUAUAGUAAGCGGCACGUAAGUUGGCAAGGUUUUGGUGUAGUGGGGGUAAUGUCGCUCAUAGUGCAUAUUGCAACAAAAAAAUGGUCACUUUUAUU